Phoenix dactylifera (date palm) is the source of this 2593-nucleotide messenger RNA. NCBI's taxonomy places the organism in Eukaryota, Viridiplantae, Streptophyta, Magnoliopsida, Arecales, Arecaceae. The record is from RefSeq and is a predicted model, not a curated record.
UGUAGGGCAGGAGAGGUGGGGUGUUCGAAGCUGCCCAAGGUUCGCCCAUCUCUCCGCACUCCAACCCUAGGCCCUGGGGCAUCUGUCCGCUCUCCAUCUUUGGCGUUCGGAAGGCGAGCGGCGGCGUUCGGCGGCGACGGUAGUCGAACAUUGAUCACAGGCAACCGGCUAGGAUCCGAGAGGUCUCAAAGAAUAAUCCAGGUUUGUCAGUUAAAUCUUGAGAAGAUGGUGCAAUACAACUUCAAGAAGAUUACUGUUGUGCCAUCCGGGAAGGACUUCGUCGACAUUAUUCUUUCCCGCACUCAGCGCCAGACCCCAACAGUGGUCCAUAAGGGAUACGCCAUAUCCCGCCUUCGGAAAUUCUACAUGCGGAAGGUGAAGUUUACUCAGCAGAACUUCCACGAGAAGCUCUCCGCCAUUAUCGACGACUUUCCUCGAUUGGAUGACAUCCACCCAUUUUAUGGGGAUCUCCUCCAUGUGCUCUACAAUAAGGAUCACUACAAGCUCGCCCUUGGCCAGGUCAACACCGCCAGAAGUAUUAUUGGAAAGAUUGCAAAAGAUUAUGUAAAGCUGCUCAAGUAUGGGGAUUCGUUGUACCGAUGCAAGUGCCUAAAGGUUGCUGCUCUUGGUCGCAUGUGCACUGUUAUAAAGCGCAUUGGCCCAAGCUUGGCUUACCUGGAGCAAAUACGUCAGCACAUGGCCAGGCUCCCGUCUAUUGACCCAAAUACUCGUACCAUUUUGAUCUGUGGGUACCCAAAUGUUGGAAAGAGCUCUUUUAUAAAUAAGAUUACAAGGGCUGAUGUGGAUGUCCAGCCGUAUGCCUUCACAACCAAGUCCUUGUUUGUCGGUCACACAGAUUACAAGUAUCUCCGUUAUCAAGUGAUAGACACCCCUGGAAUUCUAGACCGACCAUUUCAGGACAGGAAUAUUAUAGAGAUGUGCAGCAUCACGGCGUUGGCACAUUUAAGGGCCGCUGUGCUAUUCUUCUUGGAUAUUUCGGGAUCCUGUGGAUAUAGUAUUGCACAGCAGGCAGCACUCUUCCACGGCAUCAAGUCAUUGUUCAUGAAUAAACCACUGCUUAUUGUUUGCAACAAGAUUGAUCUGCAACCUUUGGAAGGGCUUCCUGAGGACGACAUGAAGUUGGUAAUGGAGAUGAAGGCUGAGGCAAUAAAAACUGUAAUAGCCCAGGGUGGUGAGCCUAAUGAUGAGGGUGCCUUGUUGACUAUGAGUGCUUUGACUGAUGAUGGAGUAAUAGCUGUGAAGAAUGCUGCAUGUGAGAGGCUUCUGAACCAGAGGGUAGAGAUGAAGAUGAAAUCAAAGAAGAUCAAUGAUUGUUUGAAUCGGUUUCAUGUUGCAGUUCCAAAGCCGCGUGACACUAAAGAGCGGCCUCCUUGUAUUCCUCAGGCUGUCUUGGAAGCCAGGGCAAAGGCCAAUGCAGAGACGGAAAAGAGGAAGCUUGAGAAAGAUCUGGAAAAUGAGAAUGGUGGAGCUGGUGUUUAUUCUGCUAAUCUAAGGAAGCGUUAUAUUUUGGCUAAUGAUGAAUGGAAGGAGGACAUAAUGCCAGAGAUUUUGGACGGGCACAAUGUGUAUGAUUUUGUUGAUCCAGAUAUUUUACAGAGGUUGGAGGAGUUGGAAGGGGAAGAGGGGCUUCGUCUUGAUGCUGAGAUGGUGGAUGAUUUUGAGAUGGAUGGGAAAGAUUUAACCCCUGAGGAGCAAGAAGCUUUGGCUGAAAUUAGGAGGAAGAAGAGUUUGCUAAUCCAGGAACAUAGAAUGAAGAAGAGCACUGCUGAGAGCCGUCCCAUAGUGCCAAGAAAGUUUGACAAAGACAGGAAAUUCACAUCUGCUAGAAUGGGAAGGCAGCUAUCUUCUUUGGGGCUGGACCCCACUGCAGCAAUUAAUCGUACUCGGAGCAGGUCUGUCUCUAGAAGAGGCCGUAAACGGGAGAGGUCACUGGGUAGAGAAGAUGGAGAUGCUAUGGAUCUUGAUGAUGAACAAUCCAACAAGAAGCUGCGUACAAGGUCGAGAUCAAGGUCAAGGUCGAGAUCAAGACCACCUGGUGAAGUUACACCUGGGGAAGGAUUCAAGGACUCAGAUCAGAAACUCAAGGCACUGAAGAUAGCAAAGAAAUCUGUGAAGAAUAGGAAUAAGGCAGCUCGCCGGGGGGAGGCUGAUAGAGUCAUUCCUAACUUGAAGCCGAAGCAUUUAUUCUCUGGGAAACGUUCGAUCGGAAAGACUAGCAGGCGUUAAGAGGUAUGCAAAUGCUAUGCAAAUGGUUUGAAUGUCCAAGAAGUUUGAAGAUGAUGCUGGAGACCUUUUAAGAAGUAGCUAAAAACGUUGUUUGCUUUUGUUUUCCUUUUAACUAAGAAAUUCUGGUCUUCUUUAGCAUCAACGUCUUUGGAUAUGUGUUCUGAAUUUUGAAGAUUAUUCUCAUUUGUUUUUCGUUUUCUUACUAUUGAGUCAUCGGGAAGAUUUUGGCAUAUUUGGUUUGGUUUUUGGAACUGGUUUGUAUCAGAUGUUCUCUAUCAGGUUCCUCUCUGAGUUUUCAGUUGAUUAUAAGCACCCAGAAAAGUGCUGAUCUGGUGAAUUUCUAUCU